AUGCCUAAUUCUAAGUUUUAUUCAGGCAACAACGGCACGCCAGUUCGAAUAAAGGACAAAAUAAAGGGCAGCAUUAGAGCCCUAGUGGCCAAAGGGUGGGAGGACCAUGCCUUCAACGAGUUCGUCAGUGACGUCAUACCUGUGAACCGGUCGCUGCCUGACGUGAGAGAUCACAGGUGUAAAGAAAUAAUCUAUCCCAAAGAUCUGCCUUCAGCCUCAGUGAUCGUUUGUUUCCACAACGAAGCCUGGUCUACGCUUUUGAGGACCAUACACUCAGUGCUCGACAGAUCACCCGAUGAACUACUCAAUGAAAUUAUUUUGAUUGACGACUUUUCUACCAUGAGUAAGCCUUUAUCGCAUCUAAAAGCACGUCUGCAAUCGUACGUGCAGAAGUUCCCUAAGGUGAAAUUGAUACGGACGGAGCACCGCGAGGGAUUGAUCAGAGCUCGGAUGAUAGGAGUGAAACAUGCUGUCAGUGAGGUUGUGGUGUUUCUGGAUAGCCAUUGUGAGUGUGCUGUAGGAUGGCUAGAACCUUUACUAGACCGCGUUCAUACGGACCCCGAAAUCGUCGUCAGUCCCCUAGUCGAUGUUAUCCUCGACACCACCUUCGAGUACAUAGCACAAGACAUUUUCGACCUCAGAGUCGGAGGCUUCACUUGGGACCUCAAAUUUAUCUGGAUCGGUAUACCAGAUUCCAUAGAAGAAAAGAGAACAGGAAUGGUGUCUGCUGUUAAAACGCCAACGAUAUCGGGGGGAUUGUUCGCAAUAAAUAAGAAGUAUUUUGAGAAGAUUGGGUAUUAUGAUGAAGGAAUGGAGAUCUGGGGAGGAGACAAUUUAGAGCUGUCGUUCAAAGUGUGGAUGUGCGGUGGGAGUAUGGAGAUGGUGCCGUGCUCACACGUCGGACAUGUUUUUAGAAAGAGGUUCCCUUACGAAGGAAGAGGCAAUAUCAAGAGGAAUUUAGUGAGAGUCGCAGAGGUUUGGAACAUUGAGAUCUGUAAAAAUUUAGUGUGGAUGGACGACUAUGCCAAAUAUUACUACGAGAGAAUCAACUUCAAGAAGGGAGAUUUCGGCGACUUGACAGAAAGGAAGGAAUUAAGAAAACAACUGAACUGCAAGUCUUUUGAUUGGUAUUUGAAAAACGUUUAUCCUGAAAUUGAAGUUCCUGAUGACUUAGUGGCUAGUGGGAAAGUAAGUUUGAAAUUUACUCAAUGA
Cydia splendana is the source of this 1212-nucleotide messenger RNA. RefSeq names its product polypeptide N-acetylgalactosaminyltransferase 5-like. Gene Ontology annotation, cellular component: Golgi apparatus. The record is from RefSeq and is a predicted model, not a curated record. NCBI's taxonomy places the organism in Eukaryota, Metazoa, Arthropoda, Insecta, Lepidoptera, Tortricidae. The transcript is spliced from 6 exons. The coding region runs from base 1 to 1212 and encodes 403 amino acids. Gene Ontology annotation, biological process: protein O-linked glycosylation. Gene Ontology annotation, molecular function: polypeptide N-acetylgalactosaminyltransferase activity.